Molecule: messenger RNA, 486 nt
Organism: Aureobasidium uvarum
Lineage: Eukaryota; Fungi; Ascomycota; Dothideomycetes; Dothideales; Saccotheciaceae
Source: the annotation of a GenBank genome assembly
AUGAAUAACGACAGCACAACUUCUGGCGCUGGUACGCCUAACGCUCCCUCUACGCCUGAUGUCCCAUCUACACCCAGCCCAUCGACUCCUAUCAUGCCUUCUUCACCUUCUUUCGUUGAUCUCACUAUUGCUGGGGAGGAAGCUAUCCUGCCUCCCACACCUGAAGGUCUGAGUAAAAGACAAUACAAUCUAUUCAAGAGAAAUCGAAAGACUGCUCUCAAGGCUGCUAUGAAGGAGCUGGAGGACUGUGCUGAGGCCGCUGGAACUGAUCCUAUUUCACCAACAGGAUACAAACAAGGUGACUUUGGUCGUCAAGCUCGUAAGCUGAUCAAGAGCACUGACAAGCACGGUAUGUUGAGUCCUGGUACACACAAAGUUGUCAAGCCUGCUGUAGUCCGGUACUAUCAGUAUAAGCGCUGCUUUAAGGUUGCCCAGCAGUUUGCUGAGCGCAAGUCCAACAAGAACGGUGGUAUUCGCAUGCUUUGA